ACCGACAAGAGAGGUGCUGUGAAGGCACAGACAUGGAAGUACCAGCUGGAGGAAAAACGUAAACAGCAGAAAGAAGCGGCUUGCUUCAAGGCACGUCCAAACACCGUCAUCUCCCAAGAGCCCUUUGUUCCCAAGAAGGAGAAGAAAUCAGUUGCUGAGGGCCUUUCUGGUUCUCUAGUUCAGGAACCUUUCCAGCUGGCUACUGAGAAGAGAGCCAAAGAGCGGCAGGAGCUGGAGAGGAGAAUGGCUGAAGUGGAAGCCCAGAAAGCACAGCUACUGGAGGAGGCCAGGCAGCAGGAGGAAGAGCAGAAGAAGGAGGAGCUGACCAAGCUGCGGCGAGAACUG
This is a messenger RNA of Carlito syrichta (Philippine tarsier), 345 nucleotides long. Its product is annotated as targeting protein for Xklp2-like. The record is from RefSeq and is a predicted model, not a curated record. The transcript has 3 exons. Lineage: Eukaryota; Metazoa; Chordata; Mammalia; Primates; Tarsiidae. The annotation marks the transcript as partial.